Molecule: messenger RNA, 395 nt
Organism: Thamnophis sirtalis
Lineage: Eukaryota; Metazoa; Chordata; Lepidosauria; Squamata; Natricidae
Source: RefSeq, a predicted model, not a curated record
ACACAUCUGGAGAGUGUAUCCUACAGGCUCCGAAGUGGACAUGGAACCAAUUUCUACUUUGUCACCUCUCCUGCCAUCUGGAAUCCAGGCAGCUUAUGAAAAUACGAACGAUCAGGUUUUUUUCUUUAAAGGUAAUAAAUUCUGGAUGAUUAGUAGGCUUCAAAUGCAGCCUGGCUAUCCUCAACCUAUUGACAAGUUGGGAUUCCCAACAAAUGUUGAGAAAAUCGAUGCUGCUGUUUUUGAUAAAGAUACUGGAAAAACCUAUUUCUUUGUUGGCAACCAAUACUGGAGGUAUGAUGAAAAUACUCGGUCCAUGGAUGAGGAUUAUCCAAGGAAUAUAAGCGAUGAUUUUCCUGAAAUUGAUGAGAAGAUUGAUGCUGCCUUCCAGUUGAAUG